Phycomyces blakesleeanus NRRL 1555(-) is the source of this 1362-nucleotide messenger RNA. RefSeq lists its product as hypothetical. The transcript has 4 exons. Lineage: Eukaryota; Fungi; Mucoromycota; Mucoromycetes; Mucorales; Phycomycetaceae. Bases 1 to 1362 code for a protein of 453 amino acids. The record is from RefSeq and is a predicted model, not a curated record. Gene Ontology annotation, molecular function: zinc ion binding.
AUGUCAACAAACAACAUUCAAUCCAACAAAAACAUUUAUACUUUGGCAACAAUCUCUGAAGCAUUGGAGUGUACAUCUGUUCCUGGAGUGAUGACUCUUAGACUUGAUACUACUAUAAAAGUUAGAGCAUCUGAGUGGAGAGAUUGCUUGCUAGAAAUUAGUGAAUCCUGUGCAGUCAAAUGGAUUAUCCAUAAUUCUAAUAAGCAACCUACUGAUAUUACUGCUGAAGAAGCCAAAGACAGUGCCAUGAGAGUAGUUCAGAAAAGAACUAAGAAAAAUAAGUGUUCUGCUCUUCUUCAUGUCAGAGGAUUCUUUAAGAUGCCAGAGUGGUAUGAGAUAACUUUGACAAAAGAUCAUACUGAGCAUACUCCUGGUGAUGUUCAUAAAGAUAUCCAUACUCUUCCUCUUGCAAAGAAAUACCUCCAUGAGCUGUCCCAACAAUUAGAACAGUCGUCUAAAUCUGCUAGCCAGAUACGUAUUGAUAUGCUGAGAGCUAUUGAUAGAUAUAGAAGAAAUUCUGAAUGCAAGGUCAACUAUUAUGACAUUUGGAACUUGAUGAAUAAGAUAAAUAAGACUUUGUAUCAUUUUGACAAGGAUGAAAUGAUUUCUUUCAUGAUUUGGAUAAAUGAGAAACUUCCUGCAAUGAACUUCUCAAUUUUUAAGGCCAAUACCAGCUACUCACCAAGUCUAAACGUAUUUGCUUGUGGUUUUAUGUCGCCAAUACAGCAAAAUAAAAUGAAAAAUGCUGCUUCUUUUUGCUUGCAUGCCACUUAUGGUAUCUCUGAAAAAAUCGAUAAGAUUCUUUACACUCUUCUUAUCCGUGAUGAAGAAAUUGGUAGAGGCUGGCCUGUAGCAUAUAUGAUUACCAAUGAUAGAGAUAGAUUGCAGAACAAACGUCUGAAUAAACUUGUAUUCAUUCUUGUUUACGAUGUUGAAUACUAUCUUUCUCAAGAGUACAAUAGAGUAAUAUCCAACAAUGGGGCAAUGAGUGCAUUUACAAGAAAACAAAGAAUACGCAAGAUAGAAGCAGAAGAAGUUGAUGAUGAUGAAAGAGAAGCAAGAAUUGUUGCUCCCAAUUCAGUAGAUAGUAGACAAUGGCAAGUUCAGUCAUUUGUUGACCAAAAUACUGCUUAUGUAGUUGAGGUUUCAGAUACAAACACAAUUAUCUCAUGCACUUGCUUUGAUUUUAAAAGAAGAUACAGACCUUGCAAACAUAUGUAUCUAUUGAAGAUGCACACAUCGAACUCUAUUUUCUUCUCUACCACUUCUGCCAUUACUACCAAUCAAAUACACACACCACAAACUCCACAAAACACUGAAAAUCCCAGCAAUCGAUCUAGACUUUUUUUGACCAGUGUAUAA